Messenger RNA from Zootermopsis nevadensis, 795 nucleotides. The record is from RefSeq and is a predicted model, not a curated record. Lineage: Eukaryota; Metazoa; Arthropoda; Insecta; Blattodea; Termopsidae.
AGAUUGGUCGAGGGGGAGAGGUCAGACUAAGACAGGUACCCUGGUCCUCCAGGUUGGGGGUUGGUCACAAGGCUAACAACCUUGCACCGUAAAAAGGAAGAUGUUUCAAAACCUCAAUCAAAGCCUCUGAUAGAAUGCACGUAACAAUGGGACCGAGUGGAAGAGGAGAAUUGAGGAAGCCAUGGACCGAAUAUGGACCAGAGAGCCACAGAAGAAGAAGUUUUGGGACACAAGUAAAUACCUUAAAAGGCGAAGUACGAAUUUCAAAGGACUUUGAAAGUGAGAAUGCAAAAAUGUAUGGUGGUCAGGAGCGGUGGUACUACGUUGAAUGCUUUGCGGAACUGCGCGAUGAACUGGAAUUUUGGGAAUCUGGGGAUUGUCUUCCUGGUAUCGAGAGCUUAAAGGAAAAAGAUCAGCAAUUGGUGAAAAACAAAUUGCCUAAAGUUGAAAAACGUGUGUCUUGCACUGUUGAAGGAAAGAAAAAGCUGAUGCAGUUGAUGAUAGACCAGGCCCAUCAAAGAAAAUGGAAGUCAGCAAUGACAAUUCUAAAAUAAAAGCACAGAAUGAACUGAUGUACAAAUAUUGAGAUCAGCUGAAGGACAUUCAGAAGAAUGGUUUGCAAAGGCUGUUCAAUGGGUAUCAGAUCCACCAUUCUUGAUCACUGCUCCAUUAUAAUUCAUAUGUUAUUUGUAGGGGAAUGACUUUUAGCAGAGUGUGUUCUUAUUAAUUUUAAGGGCUAGAAUUAUUCAUAUCAGAAUCAGGAUUGCAGCAAUCUCAUAACAAUUAAAUCUUACC